CCAAAAUAUUCAUUUUAAAUAUUUCUAUUCAUCAAUCAUGGAAACCGGUUUCAACAUCUUAAAACUGUCAUUUUGCCUGAGCAUAGUCGUGGUUGGAUCAUCUGCUGCUCAGGUUCCCGCACCAUGGACUCCAUCUAAUGGGAUGCGUCCGGGGACGUGUGACCACUACGAGUGUCCUACCUCUAAAUUGGUAGAGGCCGGAUACGCCUAUGAGAUCCGCUUGUACAACACUGCGGUAUGGAUCUCCACUGGUCCUAUCUCCGCAACAUCCAUGACUCAAGCCACCAAAACCGGUUUCCAACGAUUAUUUAGUUACAUACAAGGAAAAAACAAGGAUAAGGUGAAGAUGAACAUGACAGCACCGGUGAUCACACAACAAGCAACGCCAGGACAAUCAGUCUACACCGUCUCCUUCUACAUCCCCAAAAAGAACCAACAGAACCCACCUCAGGCUGAUGACCUCCACGUUCAGCCAUGGAAACCAACCUACGUAGCCGUGAGGCAGUUCGGUGGGUACGUGUCGGACGAUGCAGCCAAGAAAGAAGCUGCGGCUCUGAUGGAUAGCCUCAAGGGCACUCAAUGGAUUUUGCCUAUCGAGAAAAGCAAAGGAAAGUCUCCGGCGUAUUUGGUCGCUGAUUAUAACCCGAUAUUCCAGACCACGGCUAGGGUCAAUGAGAUACUAGUUCCGUUUACGAUUUAAAUGAGUAAAAUAUGUUACUACCACCUGACAAUCGGAUUCGAAGAGGUGGUUUAGAACCAAGACUGUAACACCAGCUUCAGAUUCGACAUGUUUAAUUAGUUUUAUAAAUAUUUGUUAACUAGGUAGUAAGCAAUACGUACGAGGCAAAUGUACCUCCUAGUCUCCUACAAAGUUUUAUUAUUUAUCCAAACUUGAGAUUUAUAAAUCAAGUAUAUAAAAUAAAUACCCAAAGGUUUUAUGUUU
Messenger RNA from Camelina sativa (false flax), 943 nucleotides. RefSeq lists its product as uncharacterized. NCBI's taxonomy places the organism in Eukaryota, Viridiplantae, Streptophyta, Magnoliopsida, Brassicales, Brassicaceae. The record is from RefSeq and is a predicted model, not a curated record.